Messenger RNA from Saccoglossus kowalevskii, 711 nucleotides. RefSeq names its product short transient receptor potential channel 4-like. The record is from RefSeq and is a predicted model, not a curated record. NCBI's taxonomy places the organism in Eukaryota, Metazoa, Hemichordata, Enteropneusta, Harrimaniidae.
AUGACCAAAGCUGGCACCCACUGGCCAGAAGUAGCCAGGAGGCAAGCGUCCUGGCUCUUCCAAGAAGGGAAGAGUGGCCACGUGCCCCCAGAGAUUAUACAGAUACUUUCAGAACAUCCAUCCGUGCAGAUGGGGGACGUCCUCUUACGAGCUGUUAAUUUGCAGAUUCCAUCAGCGGUGAAAGCUAUGUGUAAUAGCUUAAAACAGCGUAACCUGGUUCCGGAAGGGCUUUACGCCCGCUGUGUGAAUGGCGACUUCCAUCCAGAUAUAACACCCAUCGUCCUAGCAGCGCAGUUCAACGACUAUCAGAUCCUGACAACUUUAGUUGAAUUUGGAGCGAGAAUCGACGAUGUUGAUGAGUUCGAGUUUCGAACGGAAAAAUUUACGUUAGAGCACUCCAUCGGCACCAUAGCUGUAUACAGCGCCAUCAGCAGUCAGGUUUACAUCGCCCUGACCAGCGAGGACCCGCUGAUGCGCGCCUUCGAGUUAUGCAGCCGGCUGCGCGUUCUAAGCGAGACGCACUUCGAGUAUCGCUUUCACUUCGAGGAAAUGGUCACCAGAUGUGAGAAGUUUACAGCCAGUUUACUUAGUUACCUGAGAAACACGGAGGAGCAGAGGAUUGUCUUUACCCACGGGACGCAUGAUGAUUUUACUGGCGAUUUUAAAGAGCCACUGAAAGUAAAGGCGGCUAUCAAGUACGAACAGAAACAG